AUGGCCCAUUCAGAACCUGCAAACAUAGACAUCAGUCCAUAUCAAGCCAACAGUGGGCCCCGAAAACCCCACAUUCUACUUGCCGCCAGCGGAAGUGUGGCAGCAAUAAAAUUCUCCAACCUCUGCCACAGCUUUUCCGAGUGGGCCGAAGUUCAAGCUGUUGCUACUAAAGCAUCGUUACAUUUUGUUGACAGGGUUUCGCUUCCAAAGGACGUGAUUCUUUACACUGACGAGGAUGAAUGGUCGGCCUGGAAAAAAAUAGGCGAUAGCGUGCUUCACAUUGAGCUGAGAAAAUGGGCCGAUAUAAUGGUCAUUGCACCUUUAUCAGCAAACACACUUGCUAAGAUUGCCGGGGGGGUUUGUGAUAACCUGCUUACGUGCAUAAUUCGGGCAUGGGAUUACACUAAACCGAUGUUUGUGGCUCCAGCCAUGAACACCUUCAUGUGGAACAACCCUUUCACCGAACGGCAUCUAAUAGCCAUUGACGAUCUUGGGAUUUCUCUCAUCCCACCCGUGAAAAAGAGGCUCGCCUGUGGGGAUUAUGGUAAUGGGGCAAUGGCCGAGCCUUCUCUCAUAUAUUCGACCGUGAGGAUUUUCUUCGAGACUCGGGAGCAGUCGAGUGGUGCCAGUGUUUAG
This is a messenger RNA of Striga hermonthica, 636 nucleotides long. NCBI's taxonomy places the organism in Eukaryota, Viridiplantae, Streptophyta, Magnoliopsida, Lamiales, Orobanchaceae. The record is from the annotation of a GenBank genome assembly.